Rotaria sp. Silwood2 is the source of this 837-nucleotide messenger RNA. Lineage: Eukaryota; Metazoa; Rotifera; Eurotatoria; Philodinida; Philodinidae. The record is from the annotation of a GenBank genome assembly.
AUGGCUUUCGUAAAAUAUCUAUUUUACAUUCUUCUUCUAUAUGGAACAAUUUCAUUAACAUUAACAACUAAACGUCGUCCAUUAGUGUUUGUUCUAUGUUUAAAAGGCUUUCGAUGGGAUUUACCAUAUUCAUAUUCACAUUUACCACAUUUUCAUCGUCUUUCAACAAUAGGUUCAAGAGCAUUAUGGGUUGAAUCAGAAUUUGGUGGUAGUCAAACAAAUAUUCUUAGUCUUAUGUCAGGUCUUCAUGUUGAACAUCAUGGACGACGUGAUUUUUUUGAAACAAUACCUGUUAUUAAUGAACAUGUUGGUGGUCAUACACGUCUAUUUCAUUGGCCAUGGUUUGAUCGUCAACAAAAUCAAUCAACUUAUGAAUAUUUACGUGCAGGACGUAAAGGACAACCUGAAAUAAUUGAAACAUAUUUAAAUCAUGGUCGAAUGUCUUUACAACGUCUUAUAAGAUAUUUAACAUCAAUGUUAAAUAGUUUAAUUGAUGAAAAUGAUCGAACAAAUCUUAUAAUGAGUUUUAUUGAUGAACCAUAUACAACAUUAAUGCGUCAUGGUAUACAUUCUGAUAGUAUACGUCGAACAAUGCUUAAUAUUGAUCGACUUAUUGGACGUUUAUUAUCUGUAACAAUAAAAAAAAAUAUUAAUUUAAUUAUUCUUGGUGAUCAUGGUAUUGAACAUAUUGAUUGUCGUCAAGCAAUUAAUUUAUAUAGUAUUAUAAAUCAAAGUCAAUUAAAUCUUUAUACAGAUCAAUAUAGUGGCACUAGUUUUAGUUUUGUAGUUUAUCCAAAAUCAGGUUAUAUAAAAAACAAUUUUUUUUUUCAAUUUUAA